Nelumbo nucifera (sacred lotus) is the source of this 1892-nucleotide messenger RNA. RefSeq names its product protein Brevis radix-like 4. NCBI's taxonomy places the organism in Eukaryota, Viridiplantae, Streptophyta, Magnoliopsida, Proteales, Nelumbonaceae. The record is from RefSeq and is a predicted model, not a curated record.
UCAGCCUCUCUGGUCCUGGUUUAUCAUAUCGAUUUAUUUAUUUAUUUAUAAAUUUCUUUCUCUGUUUUACGGACUGGAACAUCUGAGCGCGUAAUUUAUGGGGGUUAUUAAAGAGCCUGUGCACGAGUGGUAGUGUGUUGUCACUCGAGCUUUCAAACUGAAACGACUGAAUCUUAGAGAUUUCGAGAGAUCGGAUCCAUUCUUUUCCUCGUUUAUUUGGUUUCCGUCGAGUUUUGGUGGUUUUAAGCAUGUCGGUGCUGCAUUUGGUUAUUUAAGCUGAGUGGAGUGGAUGAGUGGACUUGGUGGUAGCAGAACCAACCGCGCAAACAAGAACAAAGAAAGCAGGAUCUUCGAGGCCCUUCCAUCUAUCGCGAGCUUAGACCAUCGAUUUAGGGGCGCAAAUACAAUAGGGAACAACUGGUGAGACCAAAAAUGCUGACGUGCAUCGCUUGUUCCAAGCAGCUUGGCGGUGGAUCGCUUCACGAACCAGAGGACGACGAUACCAUUGGCACGCCGAGCACUAAGCAAGCUAUUAAAACUCUCACCGCCCAGAUCAAGGACGUGGCGCUUAAGGCGUCGGGGGCAUACCGACAUUGCAAGCCGUGUUCGGGAGCGUCGGGGCAUCAUCAACACCAGAACUAUGCGGAGUCCGAGUUGACCUCGGCGUCGGAGAGAUAUCACUGCUCUUACCGUCGGACGGGGACGUUUAGCUCGAGCUCUACACCGAGGAUGUGGGGGAAAGAGAUGGAAGCAAGGUUGAAGGGGCUUUCGAGCGGCGAAGGAACCCCGCCGUCGAUGAGCGGACGAACCGAGUCAGUUGUGUUCAUGGAAGAAACAGAGCCCAAGGAGUGGGUCGCACAGGUCGAACCAGGUGUUCUCAUCACUUUCGUUUCGCUGCCUCGGGGAGGCAACGAUCUCAAGCGGAUCCGCUUCAGCCGGGAGAUGUUCAACAAAUGGCAAGCUCAGAGGUGGUGGGCUGAGAAUUAUGACAAAGUCAUGGAGCUCUACAAUGUCCAGAGGUUCAACCGACAAGAUGUCCCGCUUCCAACACCCCCGAGAUCCGAAGACGAGAGCUUGAAGAUCGAAUCAGCUGAGGACAGCCCAGUUACACCUCCGUUGAACAAAGAGCGCUUACCCCGCAACUUUCACCGUCCCACGGGAAUGGGCUACUCAUCCUCGGAUUCACUUGAGCACCAUCCAAUGCAGUCUCGUCAUUACUAUGACUCGGGUGGCUUCACAUCAACACCAAAACUUUCAAGCAUCAGCGGACCCAAGACUGAAACAUCAUCAAUGGAUGCUUCUGUAAGGACGAGCUCGUCCAGGGAAGGUGACCGCUCUGGAGAGCUGUCUAUCAGUAAUGCUAGUGAUCAGGAGACCGAGUGGGUUGAGCAGGAUGAGCCUGGUGUUUAUAUUACUAUAAGAGCAUUGCCUGGUGGCACCAGGGAGCUGAGACGUGUCAGGUUCAGCCGAGAAAGGUUUGGGGAAAUGCACGCUAGGUUGUGGUGGGAAGAGAACCGAGCCAGAAUACACGAACAAUACCUGUAAUGUAGAUCUAUAUGCAAUACACGCGAGGUUGUGGUGGAACUAGAGGUAACGCGUUACUUGGAUGCAGUCUAUAUUCAAUUUUACUGACAGUAAUUUAGCGUGAUCUGGUUGAUAUGUAUUAAGGCACCAUUCACCAACAUCUUGAAAGACGCAAGGAAUUGCUUUGCAUCUGGUUUUCUUUACUCUCUUAAUUAUUCGUUUCGGUUGAAGAUUUCUAAUUGAGGGUUCUAUAUAUAUAUUUUUACUUGUUUGUAUUUUUCUUUUGAUUGUCGAGUGGAACAUACCAAUUUGGUACGUGGAGUACCGUUGCCGUAGGUAAUGGUGAGAGAUAAGAGAGGGUUUAGAUU